AUGGGUAACGAUAUUCCCGAAGAACCCGCCUUACCUUCUGAGGUGAACAGCGAGGAAGCUCAUGAGUACGUACAAACUAACUAUGGAGUGGCAUAUAGGUUUACCACGUCGGUGGAGGGCAAUAAACACGAAGUUGCGAACAAUACCUGUGAAGAGGAUCAAAUAGUGCAAGAAGAACCCAUUGUAAGAUUCGAAAAUUCAAGCACAAGCGAAUGCCCUCAAGCCAUAAUUAAUAGGAUCAAAUCACUAGUAGACCCGAAAGAUAUGCACGAGGUUAAGAGGUUGGCCCAUAGGCGGCUCUACAUCGUAGCUAUGAAUAGAUCUCUACAGAGGAGACAUCAAUCUCAAGUUGGUCGCAUUGUAACCCUCCCUGAUGGUACUGUUCAAACCUUCCACUCCAUCCGAGUUUGCGCGGCUUGUGGGGUGGAGUAUUUUAUGGUAGUGCAAAGAAAUCAAAGUGACUUAACCCCAAGGCAGACCGUUGAGAGAAAGACCAUUUUCUUUAAGGAGCUGAUAAUUGGAAGAAUCAAGCAGUUCAUAAAUUCUUGCAACAGUAUUAGCGCUUUGAAGCAUACACGAGAGGUGAUUAUGGCAAAGAUUAAUGAAUUCAACGAAAGUUGCGAGAGAUUGGCUACGCGCGCACAAUUGCAGAGUUCGAAUAAUAGCUUUUUGAAUAAGAGCCGACACUCAUUGGUAAGACUUUUGGGAAACCUCUCCCGGGUAGCUACUGGAGCAACUAAUGCUGGUUCACCGAUCAAGGGUUCAUUGAGGAAGGGUGCGCCUUCGUGCAAAACCAGCACGCCUAUUAUAAAGAAAGUGACAAUAGCUUCGACGCCUACUCGUAAAUCCCCAUCGGCAAAUUCGUCAAAAUCCGUUCAGAUGCCAUCAAUGAUUGCUAUCAAGGAGUCGCCAGUGCAGAAUGGUGAAUCGAAUGCGAAUAGUCUCGAAGAAUAUGCGGAAAUCCUCCGCGCCUCCCUUAGAGAGCUCUUGGAAUCCCUUCCUCGCGGAUCUGCUUCUGAUCUUCGGGCACUUGGUGCAUUAUCAGUUGCUGAAUCAAUGGAGGCAAGUGUCGAGAAGAUCGAAGAGGUCCCGGAGGAAAGCUCGAAAGAUCCGGUUGUUCGUGAAGACAGUCCCAUUAGAAAGUCCCCAGAGCCACUUCCUGAUGAUCAUGUCAACGAGCCUUCAGAGCCCAUCUCAAAUGAGGUUGAAAAAGUAUGA
Messenger RNA from Rodentolepis nana, 1218 nucleotides. Lineage: Eukaryota; Metazoa; Platyhelminthes; Cestoda; Cyclophyllidea; Hymenolepididae. The record is from the annotation of a GenBank genome assembly.